Messenger RNA from Sparassis crispa, 189 nucleotides. RefSeq lists its product as hypothetical. The transcript has a single exon. The record is from RefSeq and is a predicted model, not a curated record. The coding region runs from base 1 to 189 and encodes 62 amino acids. NCBI's taxonomy places the organism in Eukaryota, Fungi, Basidiomycota, Agaricomycetes, Polyporales, Sparassidaceae.
AUGGGCUUUGUGAUUGUGUAUGAGGAGGUCACACGCGUCUUCGAGAGCAGCAAGGAGCCUGAUGACAUCAUUGCCAAUGCCUCAUACAUCAAGCGCAUCCGCUUGGUGGGUGUGUCAGACUCAGCACCCUCUUGGCCGGCAUGCAAGCACCGCCGAGCUUUGGGGGACAAUGCGAAUAAUGGGGUAUGA